CGUGUCCGCCCCCUCACCCGCUCUCCUCGCAGAGCGGGCCUUUGCAGCUGAGACUGGGUGGAGGGAGAGGCGCGGAGACACUGGGGCUCUGACGAGCCGGCUGAGGCCCUCUCAGUAGGGGGGUCACGCCUCCUGGAACUCAGGGACCCCAAGUUUCUGUGCAUUCAGGGCGGGGCUGGCCCCAUGCCCUGUGCAUAGGGGCCUGGCUGCAUCCCAGUCGAUCAGCCAGAGGCAGCAGCAGUGGACUCAUCAAUUGUGGAGGAAGCCCUGGGGACCCUGGGGACCUUGCCGACUCUAUUCCCAGCCAGCUCCUAGGACAAGCCUCAGAGCCAACACCCGCUCGACCCUCUCCCGGCCCCUCCCCUUCUUUGUCUUUUGCAGAUGAUCGCCGGGUGUCCUCCUUUUCCCUCUAGUCAGACAAGGUGAGCGCUUCCGCGGCGGGGCUUCUGUAAAGAGGUCACAGCACGCUGUGUCCCGGGACGCACGCGGAUUCCUGCACAGGUGUGGUGGCUGCGGAUGGGGACGGAGCGUAGCAGGCUCGCCGGCCUCCUCCCGGCGGCGGCUCCGCUUCUCCUUCCUGCUGUUCACUUCAUCUCCUCAUCUGCAUGUGUGACAGCGGCGCGCGGACUGGGGAAGGACAGAGCGCCCUCUCCCCGGCUCCCGUGCAGCGGGGCGGGGGCUCCGGGCUCCCCAGUGAUGCGUCGUCUGCGCCUCGCCGCCGCGCUCCCCGGGCCUGGCAGCGGCCAGGCGUGGACGCCGCCGGACCGCUGAGACUCGGGGCACGGUGAAGCACUGGCCGGCGUCUGGCUGGGUCCGGCGCUCGGGAGCCAGAUGGAGGUGGAGAUAGGGGCCGUGGGAGCCGGCGCCGAGUAGCCUGUGGACCCCCGCGCUCGCACCUCUCCCGGCGCCCGGGCGCUCCCCGAGGCUGCCAUGGAGGUGCCUAACGUCAAGGACUUCCAGUGGAAGCGCCUGGCGCCACUGCCCAGCCGCCGGGUCUACUGCUCCCUGCUGGAGACCGGGGGCCAGGUCUAUGCCAUCGGGGGAUGUGACGACAACGGCGUCCCCAUGGACUGCUUCGAGGUCUACUCCCCCGAGGCCGACCAGUGGACCGCCUUGCCCCGGCUGCCCACAGCCCGGGCGGGGGUGGCCGUCACCGCCCUGGGGAAGCGGAUCAUGGUGAUUGGGGGCGUGGGCACCAAUCAGCUGCCCCUGAAGGUCGUGGAGAUGUACAACAUCGAUGAGGGCAAGUGGAAGAAGAGGAGCAUGCUGCGUGAGGCCGCCAUGGGCAUUUCUGUCACGGCCAAAGAUUACCGAGUAUAUGCGGCAGGCGGGAUGGGCCUGGACCUACGUCCACACAACCACCUCCAACACUAUGACAUGCUCAAGGACAUGUGGGUGUCCCUAGCACCCAUGCCCACCCCGAGAUAUGCUGCCACCUCCUUCCUCCGAGGCUCCAAGAUCUACGUGCUGGGGGGACGACAGUCCAAGUAUGCGGUCAACGCUUUCGAGGUCUUUGACAUCGAGACUCGCUCCUGGACCAAGUUUCCCAACAUUCCCUAUAAGCGGGCCUUCUCCAGCUUUGUGACCCUGGACAACCACUUGUACAGCCUGGGAGGCCUGCGGCAAGGUCGCCUCUACCGGCAGCCCAAGUUCCUGCGGACGAUGGACGUGUUCGACAUGGAACAGGGGGGAUGGCUGAAGAUGGAACGAUCGUUCUUCCUCAAGAAGCGGCGGGCAGAUUUUGUGGCUGGCUCUCUGAGUGGACGGGUCAUAGUGGCUGGGGGACUUGGGAAUCAACCCACUGUCCUGGAGACGGCGGAAGCAUUCCACCCAGGGAAGAACAAAUGGGAGAUCCUCCCUGCCAUGCCCACACCCCGCUGUGCCUGCUCCAGCAUAGUCGUCAAGAACUGCCUCCUCGCUGUGGGAGGUGUCAACCAGGGUCUGAGUGACGCAGUGGAGGCCCUGUGUGUCUCUGACUCCUAGCUGUCUCUGGGCUCAGUACCUUUGCCCUGGACCAUAUCACUUCACUCUUAACAUGAGGAAUGAUCUUGUCCAAGCAGUCGGGGCUACUUCCGAGAAUGUCAGCUCCUGUUAGCAACCAGUGGAGUCUGGCCUUGGGGCUCUAAGUUGACCUCUCUAUAGCUCCAAAUCCUACCAAUCUCAGAAAACUGUAAGAGGCACAGAUGACUCCACCAGCUGCAGAGCUGACUCUGAAGAGAGUCUUCACUUACUGCACAGGCAAAGAAAGGCACAGGAAUAUUUCCUACCUCUCCCUCCUGUGAGUCCCACCUCCCCCCACCCCCAUCUCCAGGAGGCAGGUAGAGCAGUUCUGACCGAGAGGAUAGACUGCUGUUGCUGUCUUUCCCCAGCUCUGAACUAGUUUUAAGGUAGCUUAGGAUGAAAAAUUGAGAAUGAUUGGGGGUUCCAAACCACUUUCUUCUCCCUUGGCUUAUAUCUCUUCACCAUUUGGUGGUCAACUGUGGGCCUACCCUGGACCUCAUCUACUCAGCGAGAAUUGGACAUGAAGCUAGAGGCAGCUGCCUUGGAAGGGAAGUCAGGCUCACUUGGACAGCCCAGGCCACGGCAGGAAGAAUCCCUUCCUCUUGGGGUCCUUGGUGGGCAUGUGUGAUGGGGAAGGAGCAGUCUCCCAGCCCUGGGUCUGCUCCCCACAUCUCUCCUAAUUCCACUUCACCUUUUGCCACCCCCUCCCCACCAGAGGCCUAGCCCUUUUGUCACCGAAGGCCCCCAGAGUGUUUCUGUGUGAAACCCUCUCAUUUACACUGUGGCAUCAAAAUCCACAAAAGAUGGAUUAAUUGCACUCUGGUUAAUAGCAGCAGCACAAUGAUUAAAAUCUAUAUUCCUAUCUUCUCUAGCACCCUGGUGUGGGGAUGGGGCGGAAGGGUGUCUUGAGGGGCAGGGAGGACCCCAUAAAACAAUCCCUCCUGCAUUCUCAGGCUAAAUAGGGCCCCCAGUGACUACCUGUUCUUGGCUGUCCCCUCUGAAGAGCUCUGCCUUCUCACAGCCACCACCAGUUGCCCCACUCCCAGGAAAACAGCACAUAUUCUUCUUCUCCUGCCUUGAGACUGCAUGUUAGUCUUCCAUUCAUAACUCAUCAGCAGCUCAGUCCUUCUUAUGUCUAGUCUCAGUUCAUUCAGCCAAAGCUCAUUUUUGUCCUAUCCAAAGUAGAAAGGGUUCUUUUAGAAAACUUGAAGAAUGUGCCUCCUCUUAGCAUCUGUUUCUGACUCCCAGUUAUUUUAAAAAUAAAUGAUGAAUAAAAUGCCUGCCCUGAAGGGUUCUGGAGGAGUCAGGUAUCACUCAUCAGGUGAUAGUGUAAUUCUUUCUCCGGGAGGCAGGAAUGGAGGAGGAUCACCUAUCUGGAUCUGAGGGGUCCAGGGAGCCUCCUGGAGGGAGGGAGUGUGACACCUUCAGCGGGAUCUUCAAGGACAAGUGGAACCUGGGUCUUUACAGGAUACGGAUUUUUUCCCCCUCCCUUUCUCUGGGUACUUGGACUUUUUCCUUACUUGGGUCCAAGAAGGGCACUGCCACCUGCUGGCCCAGCAUUUCCCUUCCCCCUCCCAGAGCUGGGAGGCCUCCCGUAGCCGCUGCUGCCCCCUAGUGAGGAGACUGCAGAGAGGCCUCCCCUGCUGCUUCUGGAUCCCUAUAUUUGAGUUCAGCCCCUGAAGUAACAGAUAGAAACAGGAGCUGGAGGAGCUGCAGAUACUAUAAGGGAUGAUGGAACUGUGCAUUAGGGGAUGCUCUUCCAAAGGCAUCCUGUCUCCUCAAUCCCCUACCCAAGAAAGGUGUUUAGCAACUGGAGUGCCUCCACCCCUUGCAAGAGAAACCCAAGCCUUAUGGGAGGGGGCAUUUCCAAGCACACAAAGUGGUCCCAUAUGCAUGGAUAGGGCUGAGCUUUUUUUUUUUUUGAGACAGGGUCUUGCUCUAUUGCCCAGGCUGGAGUGCAGUGGUGCGAUCAAGGUUCACUGCACUCUCCGCCUGGGCUCAAGCAAUCCUCCCACCCCAGCCUCCCAAGUAACUGGCCCUAGACUCAAGCGAUCCUCCUGCCUCGGACUCCCAAAGUGCUAGAUUACAAGCCUCAGCCACCAUUCCCAGACAAUGAGGUAUUUUUGAACGGUCAGACGGAACCUUGGGAGUACAGAGAGCUCUAAAAGGUUGAAUUAGCCACUGGAACCUGUGAGGGCAACUCCGGGCUGGAGCUGGUAUCUGCUGAGAACUCACCCCUUGGAAGUCCAUUCUGGAAAGACUUUAGGGGUGCCUCACUGAGGAAUGAGGGAAAUACUGAAUGUCUGUUAAGCCAUGUGGUCCUGUACCUCAUGGUGCUGCAGAGGCAGCACAGGAUCUGGGGUAAGAUGGCCUGGCCCAGGUCUCGCUCCCCCACCCCCAUAGGCUUUCCCGUCCCCUUUCCACUGUGGGAAGGCUCCUCACCUUUCCUGUCUUCAUUUCCCAACCUACACAACAGCAAUCAUAAUGCUGUCUCACAGGUGGUAAGGUACUUCUUUCAACCCUCAGAUCAACUCCAUGAGGUAGGUAGUAUCCUCCCAUCUUGCAGAUGAGAAAACUGGGGCUCCAGGGUCACAAACUCGUAAGUGACUGAACCAGGUCUGAUCCCAAAACUUGUGACCACAGCACUGCAUUGCCUCACGUGAAAUAGCACCAGGAAAGGAAAGAAAAUCAACUGCGCUAUACUAUGUAGGAAGUUCAAAAUGUCUCAAAAUCUAGAAGGAUUGAGAUUGUUUCCUAAGGAAUAAGUGUGAGUAUUCGCAAGGAAUGGGUGAGAAGGGUUUCCUCAUGUGAAAUGGGCAUAGAUUAUUCCUAAAUGUAUACUCCCCGGUAAGUUCCCUUCUAACUUUUUCAUUCCAUUAUUUAACAUUUAACACCUAUUCUGUGCCUGGCAUGGUGCUAGAUUCAUGCCCUAUAGCAGUUACAUCUUGGGAGGAAGACAGGGGACCAUGGCUGCCGUUACUGUUUGAUCAGUGUCAGCCUUUGCUAGUGCAACUCAGAGGCACCCUACUCAGGGUGGUUGCAGAGAGCUGAGAUGAAGAGUUCAGUGCAGGUUUCCAGGAAAUAAAUCUCAAACUGCACUUUGAAAGAAGAGGGAAGCCAGGUGCGGGGGCUCAUGCCUGUAAUCCCAGCACUUUGGGAGGCCGAGGCGGGCGGAUCACCUGAGGUCGGGAGGCCGAGGCGGGCGGAUCACCUGAGGUCGGGAGUUCGAGACCAGCCUGACCAACAUGGAGAAAUCCUGUCUCUACUAAAAACACAAAAUUAGCCAGGCAUGGUGGUGCAUGCCUGUAAUCUCAGCUACUCGGGAGGCUGAGGCAGGAGAAUCACUUAAACCCGGGAGGUGGAGAUUGCAGUGAGCUGAGAUUGUGCCAUUGCACUCCAGCCUGGGCAACAAGAGAGAAACUCUGUCUCAAAAAAAAAAAAAGAAGAAGAAGAAAGAAAGAAAGAGAAAAAAGAAAGAAGAGGGAGACCAGCCAGGCAGAGGAGGAUGAUCACAGGCUUUGCAGCAAGAAAGAUGGGUUCAAAUCACGAUUGUCAUGUACUAAUUGAUCUUGGGUACAUUACUUAACCUCUCUGAGUCCCAGUUUUCUUAUUUGUAAAAUGUGCAAAAUAAGGCCUCACUUAUGAGGCUAAGAGCUACCUGCUAUAUGUAAAGUGAUGUAUGUGUGUUCAGUGAGUAGCUGCAUUAUUAUUUCAUUGUUGUUGAAGGAGAGGUAGAGGUGUUCUCAAGCCCACUGAGGGAAAGGGUUUGGCUUAUUUGGGGGAAAACAUGUAGUGGAGCAUGUAGGGGGAGGAUGUGGGAAGAUGGGCCUCGAAAUGCAGGCAGGCAGACCAAGAAAGGCCUUACUAUAUGCCUUGUUAAGGAGUCUGGAGUUUAUGCAUGUGGGAAGUUAGGAUAAAUUAAGGGUUUUAAGGGUAAGAGCAGUGUGACCAGAAUUGUACCUCUGUAGGGAUGUAGACUUGUACAUCCCUAGCAUGAGAUAUUCUGAGUUCUUUUUCUAAGGAAUAGAAAGUAAGUGAAAUCACUAAGACAUCAUCUAAGAUCAGAAGGAACAGCCGAGCAUGGUGGCUCAUGCCUGUAAUCCCAGCACUUUGGGAGGCUGAGGCAGGUGGAUCACCUGAGGUCAGGAGUUCGAGACCAGCCUGGCCAACCUCGUCUGGUGAAACCUUGUCUCUAAUAAAAAUACAAAAAAAAAUUAGCCGGGCAUGGUAGCAGGCACCUGUAGUCCCAGCUACUCGGGAGGCUGAGGCAGGAGAAUUGCUUGAACCUGGGAAGCAGAGGUUGCAGUGAGCUGAGAUUGUGCCCCUGCACUCCAGCCUGGGUGACAAGAGUGAGACUCCAUCUCAAAAAAAAAAAAAAAUCAGAAGGAACCCCAGCUGGGGUUGGAAUCCUGGGACAAUGUGCAGACCAAGCUUUUUAGGCCUUCUCUUGCGGAAGGCCCAUCUACUGGGCAAUCAGAGAGGGCCAGGAGACCCCAGAACUGCAGGAGAGUGGACCAGUCCACGCCCUCCAUCACUUCUCUUUCCCCAGGAUUGUUUUCUACUAAUCUCUUGCAUUUGCACUGGACUUUAUGAGCUGCAAAGCUCCUGCAUGGGAGGUAGGGUACAGUUAGCCUUUUCCAAUCCCCAUUUUACAGAAGAAGAAACUGAGAACUGGGAAUCCUGUGACUAACCUAGGUGGCACAGCUAAUAAGUGAUAGGAAUGAAAAUCUAACCCAGCUCAGUGUACAGCGUCCCUCCCCCAUCACCUGCUGCUGUCUCUAAGCUCUACGGUAAGGGGAAUAGCAAGGGAGGUCAGUGUAUCCAUCCAUGCCACCAUGUGACCUACAGAACAUGCCCAAAGCUUUGAGCCAAAGGCCUCCAGCUUAAGAGAGAGCUCAAGUUGUAGUCUGAGUGAGAUCAAACAUGAGUGAGGGCAGGAGCUUCAUGUCAGGAUAAAACACCUGCAGAAGUACAACACGAGGCAGGAGCCAGGCGAGAGCUGACGAGGAGGGCACACAGAAGGACCCAGGCAAGCUGGGCGGAUCAAAAUGACCAUAUGUAUUAGUUCCCUAGGCCUGCUCUAACAAAAAUACCACAAGUAGGUGACUUAAAACAGAAACGGAUUGUGUCACAAUUCUGGCAGCUAGAAGUCUGAAGCCAAGGUGUCAGAAGGGCUGUGCUCUCUUGGAAGGCUCUUGGGAUGGGGGUGGGGAGGGCAGGAUUCUUCCGCGCUUCCUCCUAGCUCCUGGUAUUUGCUGGUAAUCUUUGGUGUUGCUUGGCUUAUGGCGGCACAGCUCCAAUCUCUGCCUCCAUCUUCACGUGACCUUAUAAGGACACCAGUCAUUGGAUUAAAGGCCUGUCCUAAUCCAGUAUGACCUCAUUUGAACUCGACUAUGUCUGCAAAGACCCUGUUUCCAAAUAAAGUCACAUUCACAGGUA
Molecule: messenger RNA, 7440 nt
Organism: Pan troglodytes (chimpanzee)
Lineage: Eukaryota; Metazoa; Chordata; Mammalia; Primates; Hominidae
Gene: KLHDC8A
Product: kelch domain containing 8A
Exons: 7
Coding region: 931-1983 (350 amino acids)
Molecular function (GO): protein binding
Source: RefSeq, a predicted model, not a curated record